This is a messenger RNA of Miniopterus natalensis, 2927 nucleotides long. It is a transcript of the gene SAAL1, whose product is annotated as serum amyloid A like 1. NCBI's taxonomy places the organism in Eukaryota, Metazoa, Chordata, Mammalia, Chiroptera, Miniopteridae. Gene Ontology annotation, cellular component: nucleoplasm. The record is from RefSeq and is a predicted model, not a curated record. Gene Ontology annotation, biological process: positive regulation of synoviocyte proliferation.
CGGCGGCUUCCGGCGCGGCUCCUCCAAGCCCGUAGCGGCCGGAUCAUGGACCGCAACCCGUCGCCGCCGCCGCCGACCCGGGACGAGGACGACGAGGAGGCGGCCGGGGGCGACUGCAUAGGGAGCACGGUGUACAGCAAGCACUGGCUCUUCGGCGUCCUCAGCGGGCUUAUCCAGAUUGUUAGCCCUGAAAACACCAAAUCCAGCUCAGAUGAUGAGGAGCAGCAGCAGAUGGAGCUUGAUGAAGAAAUGGAGAAUGAAAUUUGCAGAGUAUGGGAUAUGUCAAUGGAUGAGGAUGUGGCUUUAUUUCUCCAAGAAUUUAAUGCUCCUGACAUAUUUAUGGGCGUAUUGGCCAAAUCCAAAUGUCCUCGAUUAAGAGAAAUCUGCGUGGGAAUUUUAGGUAAUAUGGCCUGUUUCCAGGAGAUAUGUGCAUCCAUCAGCAAUAAUAAAAAUCUUGGACAGGUAUUAUUGCACUGUUUGUAUGAUUCAGACCCUCCUACACUGCUGGAAACAAGCAGGUUGUUUCUAACGUGCCUUUCCCAGACAGAAGUGGCCAGUAUCUGGGUUGAAAGAAUCCAGGAACAUCCAGCUAUUUAUGAUAGCAUUUGCUUCAUCAUGUCAAGUUCAACAAAUGUUGACUUGCUGGUGAAGGUGGGGGAGGUUGUGGACAAGCUCUUUGAUUUGGAUGAGAAGCUAAUGUUGGAAUGGAUUAGAAAUGGGGCUGCUCAGCCUGUGGACCAACCCCAGGAAGAUUCUGAAGAACAGCGAGUGUUUAGAAUUGUGCCCUGUGUGCUUGAAGCUGCCAAACAAGUACGUUCUGAAAAUCUGGAAGGACUCGAUGUUUACAUGCACAUCUUACAGCUACUUACCACAGUGGAUGAUGGAAUUCAAGCAAUUGUACAGUGUCCUGAUACUGGAAAAGACACUUGGAAUUUACUCUUUGACCUGGUCUGCCAUGAAUUCUGCCAAUCUGAUGAUCCACCCAUUAUACUUCAAGAACAGAAAACAGUGCUGGCCUCUGUUUUUUCAGUAUUGUCUGCCAUCUAUGCUUCACAGGUUGAACAGGAGUAUAUAAAGGUAGAAAAAGUAGAUCUUCCUCUAAUUGACAGCCUGAUUCGUGUCUUACAAAAUAUGGAACAUUGUCAGAAGAAACCAGAGAACGCAGCAGAGUCUAGUACAGAAGAAACUAAAAAGUCUGAUUUAACCCAAGAUGAUUUCCACUUGAAAAUCUUAAAGGAUAUUUCAUGUGAAUUUCUUUCUAAUAUUUUUCAGGUAUUAACAAAGGAGACUGUGGCUAAGGGACUAAAGGAGGGCCAGCUAAGCAAGCAGAAGUGUUCCUGUGCAUUUCAAAACCUCCUUCCUUUCUAUAGCCCUGUGGUGGAAGACUUUCUCAAAAUCCUAUAUGAAGUUGAUAAGACCCUUGCUGGUGACCUAAAAGAAAGUUUCCCAAGUUUAAAGGUUAAGACUUAAGAACUGAAUUGUAAUUUCCUCUUCCCAAGAAAUAAACUUUGUUAUUAUUAUUUUUUUUACUGACAGUUGAAAUUGACAUAUAGGAAGUAUUAAAUAAGCCUAUGUAAGAACAUAGUUGUCUGGUAUUAACUCAUGCCCUUCUCCUUCCCCUAGCCUUAUCUCACUUUUGUUUAGUAUUGGAACCUGGAGUUUCAUUACCAUCAAACACCUCCUCCCCCCUUUUUUUGUAUUGGUUAUGUGGUAUUUGUCAUCUUUAGGUAAAGAAAACAAAAAUACAAGCUUAUCAUUGAGGUUCUUUAGCUUUGUUACAGUUCAAUUCUUUUCAGUGUUGUAUAUAUAAAGAUACAAAUGCUAACAUUUUGAUGAAGAUACAUUAGUCAAAUUUUCUAUUUUUAGCAUAAUUCCAGUGGUUUUCAGAAAAUGAUUCAUUUGAGUGAAUUCAGAUUUUUAAAAAUAAGGCUGAGUACUUUCAUAACUUCUGAUUGUUUGCAAACUGUGCUAUAUACAUGAUUUCCUUCUCAUACUUUAUCAUUCUUUAUAGUGUUACCUAAUGAAAUAUAUUCAGAGAAUCAACCAGGCACAUUUAACAGAAGUAUACUUAACAGAAGCAUUAUUUCAGUUACUGGAAGUGGAAUUUUUAAUAGUUUAUAAGAAAAUAUCAGUUAUGAAGAACAAAACCAGCUUUUUAAACCUCUCUUUUGGUACUACCUCUUCCUGGCUUAUUGCAGAAUCUUUUUGGCUUUAAAGCAUUAGUCUUGCCUCACACUUUGUAUUCUUUUCUUGACUGACUUGCUAAAAAUACAGGGAUACUGUUGUUGGUAAGAGAGAAAUAAUUUCCAGUUUGGAGAUAGUUUUAUUGUUGUGAGUGUACCUGCCGAAAAGAAUUGAACCAUAAAGUCAGAGUCUUACUGAUUAAACUUUAAUUGGUAGGUUUAUUUUAUGUCUGUUUGUAUGUUUUUGGUGAUAAUCUAUCCAUAAGCUGAACGUGACUGUAUUUAACAUGAAAUUUCAAAGGCACUGAUGAAAUUACUCCUGCCUGUUAGCCGGUGCUAAAAAUUCCACUCUUAUUAGCUCUAGAAGUUUAAGGUUACGAUGCAGAUAAUCCCAUAAGAGAAUACUCCACGUUAUUAGUCAUGUUUACCUCAGUGCACAGUAAUCUCACAUUUUGUUUUCCUGAGAACACCUUUUUAGAAGGACCUUGGGUAUCUGAGGGAAAAAGUGCCCUUCACAGCCAGCAAGUGACAGGAGAAAAGGGUGCAUUGUGUGAAGACUGGGCAUGUCCAAGUUAUAGUUAGCUUCCCCUUUCUGCUUUCAACCUCCCCUAUUGUUAUUUGUUGUUACUGUAACAUUACGAUUUAUUUAUUUAAAAUAAAUGAAUCCCAUUUAUUUUCACGUUUGAUAUGUUUGAAAACUUCCUAAAUCUAUACAUUAUAAUAAAUAGUUUUUUAAAAUCAAGA